AUGGGAAAAACCCUAGAAACUCUUAACUGGAAAGUAUUAUCCCUUUGUUUGCUCCUUUUUAUUCAGGUUGCUAGUGCCCUUUCAGAUCCUUACCUUUCAUUUGCUGCUGCACUGAAUGGUUUGGCUGGACCUCUUCAUGGGUUGGCGAAUCAGGAAGUCUUGCUCUGGAUCAAAUCUGUGGUAGAUGAGUGCGGGGAGAACAUUACCCAAGAUCAAUUGAAAGAUUAUGUCUGGAAGACACUGAAUAGUGGAAAGGUUGUUCCUGGAUUUGGACACGGAGUUCUGCGUAAUACAGACCCAAGAUAUUUAUGCCAGAGGGAGUUUGCGCAAAAACACUUACCCAAUGAUCCACUUUUCCAACUGGUUUCCAAGCUUUUUGAUGUAGCGCCCCCUAUUCUCACAGAGCUUGGCAAGGUAAAAAACCCUUGGCCAAAUGUUGAUGCCCACAGUGGUGUAUUGUUGAACUAUUACGGUUUAACUGAAGCGAGAUAUUACACUGUUCUUUUCGGUGUGUCGAGGUCCAUUGGCAUCUGUUCACAGCUAAUAUGGGACCGGGCUCUAGGGUUGGCUCUGGAGAGACCAAAGAGUGUUACAAUGGACUGGCUUGAGCAACACUGCAAGAAAUCAUCUUAACUAAUAUGACUUUGAGGAGGUUUGUGUCAAUAAUGGGUUGGUUUGCGUCUUGUCUCUUUGUGGGGCUAGUAUAGAGUUUCAUUGAAUAUUCAUUUCACCUUUGUGUAAUUUUAUGGUGAACUUUUUUGGUACCCCAUAAUUGCCCUUCUCCAGAUAUAUGUUAGUGUACCUGUUAAAAAUUGUUCAUCGAAGGGCUUUUGUUUAUGAGGACCAUUGGAGGUAUACAUAAUUACAUACCAUCUACAAUUCACAAUAAAUUAGUAAAAAGACAUUGACUAAA
This is a messenger RNA of Impatiens glandulifera, 913 nucleotides long. Its product is annotated as citrate synthase, mitochondrial-like. Lineage: Eukaryota; Viridiplantae; Streptophyta; Magnoliopsida; Ericales; Balsaminaceae. The record is from RefSeq and is a predicted model, not a curated record. The transcript has 8 exons. Gene Ontology annotation, biological process: carbohydrate metabolic process; tricarboxylic acid cycle. Gene Ontology annotation, cellular component: mitochondrial matrix. Bases 1 to 633 code for a protein of 210 amino acids.